UCAUUAGAGUGCCGAACUGGGGAUCGUUCCUCGCCUGCUCGUUGUAGCACACAUACCAAGAACCUGUUCGAUGAAAUGCCUCAAAGAACGCUUCUUCCCAUAUUACUGCAACUCCAUUAUCCGAGCAUUUCUCGAGAAAGGCUCCCCCCAAAAUGCUCUCCAAACCUACAAAGCUUUGCUCUCCUCCGCCAUUCUACGUCCAGACCACCGAACCCUUGUUAUUGUCCUCAAAGCCUGUAGCAUCUCCUCUAACCUGCACGCCAUGAUGGAAUGCCAUGCCAAGAUAAUCAAAGCCGGGUUGCAUUAUUACAUGCCUCUAUGUGCAUCAAUCUUCAAGUUAUAUCUUGUUCAUGAUCACAUAACUGAUGCACGUCACAUGCUUGACGUUAUAUCCCGUUGGGAUCCUGAUCCCGUUUAUGGGAAUUUGAUGCUCAUGGGGCUUUUCAGGAACAAGGAAUUUGACAUGGCAUAUCAUGUGUUUGGCAAAAUGCCUAAGAGAGACUUGGUUUCUUGGAAUUCCAUGAUUGAGGGUUGUCUUUGGUGUUCGAGGCCAAAAGUGGCGUUUAAGCUUUUUAGAAGAAUGCUUGAUGCGGGGCUUGAGCCAGAUGGUUUUACAUUUUCGACUGUUUUUUCGGCUUGCGCUCGGGUGGGUGCUUUGAGCCACGGCAGAUGGGCUCAUCAGUUGAUGGCAGAGAAACAAAUUGAGCUCAACCAUAUAAUUGUUUCUGCUUUGAUUGAUAUGUAUGCGAAAUGCGGAAGAAUUGAAAUAGCAAGGAAGAUCUUUGAUGGUAUAAAAAGGAACAAUGUAUCAGUCUGGAACUCGAUGAUCACUGGAUUGGCCAUUCAUGGACUUGGUGCACAAGUGUUUGAUGUGUUUUCUUUGAUGGAGAAGGAAGGAGUUGCACCUGAUGGUAUUACAUUUGUCAGUAUUCUGACAGCAUGUAGCCAUUGUGGAUUGGUUGAAGAAUGCCGUCAAUAUUUCAAUGCAAUGAGACAUAAUUAUCUCAUUGAGCCCAAGAUUGAACACUAUGGUGCAAUGGUUGAUACUCUAGCACGUGCUGGACUUCUUUAUGAAGCUUAUGAAACUAUAAAGACAAUGGCAAUGGAACCAGACACAGUCAUCUGGAGAGCACUGCUUAGUGCUUGUCGGAAGCAUAGGCAGGCCGACUUGGCUGAGACUGUGAUCAGACACAUGGCACAGGGGAAGCAGAGUGGAGAUUAUGUCUUGCUCUCGAGUAUCUACUCAUCUGCAAAGCAAUACCGUCAUGCUGAGACAGUAUGGAGGUUAAUGAAAGAGAAAGGUAUCCGGAAGAAUCGAGGUCUAAGUUGGGUAGAGAUGGGCAGUGUGCUACACCAGUUCAAGGCUGGAGAUCGAUCGCAUGGUGAAUCAGAAGCUAUUUACAGAGUUCUUGAUGACUUGAUGGGGAAAGCUAAGGCUCAUGGUUUUGCACCAGUGACUGAACUUGUAACCAUGGAUGUGUUGGAGGAAGAAAAAGAAGAAAAUCUGCAAUGCCAUAGCGAAAAGCUAGCAGUUGCUUACAGUGUCCUUAAAACAAGCCCGGGGAUGGAAAUUCGGGUAUCAAAGAACCUUAGGACUUGUUUGGAUUGCCAUGAAUGGAUGAAGAUGGUUUCAAAGGUGCUCUGCAAGGUGAUCCUAGUUAGAGAUCGGAUACGAUUUCACCGUUUUGAAAAUGGUUCUUGUCUUUGCAAUGAUUAUUGGUGAGUCUGUGAAUCUAUGGUUCUUAUGUAUCAAAUUAAAGAUAAUUUAUGAGUAAUAUAUUAUAUAUAUUC
Messenger RNA from Dioscorea cayenensis subsp. rotundata (Guinea yam), 1791 nucleotides. Its product is annotated as pentatricopeptide repeat-containing protein At5g50990. NCBI's taxonomy places the organism in Eukaryota, Viridiplantae, Streptophyta, Magnoliopsida, Dioscoreales, Dioscoreaceae. The transcript has a single exon. The coding region runs from base 71 to 1723 and encodes 550 amino acids. The record is from RefSeq and is a predicted model, not a curated record. Gene Ontology annotation, biological process: RNA modification. Gene Ontology annotation, molecular function: zinc ion binding; protein binding; RNA binding.